Messenger RNA from Symbiodinium sp. CCMP2456, 945 nucleotides. NCBI's taxonomy places the organism in Eukaryota, Dinophyceae, Suessiales, Symbiodiniaceae. The record is from the annotation of a GenBank genome assembly.
AUGGUCGGAACUGCGAUUCCGCGAUGGCGUUUAGACGAGCACGGGACAAGACCGCUGGAAAACGUUUGGUCAUUCAGCGGCUUUGAAUCCAAAAGCUACGGACUGAUGACGGUGUACGCGAAGUCCGCCAGAUCUUGGGAUGUCAUCGUGCGGAUGACUUGUGAAUGGCAAGGUCUGAAGGGUGCCCAGAUUGGUGCGAUUAUUCAGCAAGGUUGGCACGGUGAUUGUGACGGGUCGCAGCAGUGUGGUGAUGGAUUCACCAAUCACGUCUAUACUCGAUGCAUCGAGUACGACAGGAUGCAGACCGUUAGCAUGGCCGUGUUGUUCCUUUCAAUGCUGACGAUAAUAUUAGCGAUCCUCGGGAUCCUGAUGGCAUCUUUUGGAAGCUUGAAAAGAUUAGGUGGUUGCGCUUAUGGCCUCCUGCUGUUUGCUGGCUUCAUCUCAGUUGUGUCGAAUGUAGUUUGGGCUGUAGUGACUUGGAUUGCCUUCAGCAACUUGGGUGAGAACGCAUGGUAUCCGUACCCUAGCCUUGCAAUCGGAUGGUUUCUCCAUCUCUACGGUGGCAUCACACUGCUUGUGUCCAGCGCGGUGUUUGGUUGGCUUGUCAUGCCGCUCGUGCAUGCCUUCGAUGCGGAGAAAAGCAAAUUGCAGAAGCGCAAGAACAAGCUCAUGAUGAUGUCCUGGUGGAACAGGGACCAAGAACGGGACCAGUUCGCGAUGCACCAGCACAUGCCGACAUCUUAUCCGCAAAACCCACCGUAUGCCGAAUACCCGGCAGAUCAAGGCCAAGGCAAUUUUCAAGCCGCGGGCUUGGCCUAUGGCGCCGAUCAGGGAGUUUAUGCGCAGGGCAACGCCGCCUAUCAGGCCAACAUGUAUGGUGCACCAUAUGAAGCAUCUCAUGCGCAGCAGCUUCCCGAGAUGGCCGCCCCCGCUCGCUACGUUUGA